CAUUGCGAGUAAAAAGUGAUCCAAACUUCCUGUUCAGUGAAAUGGCGACGUGGGGCAGAUUCGGGGCGAGUUUGCGGAACUUGUUCAGGGGUUCCUGGAGCCUGGGCAGUAAGGUCCCGCUGAAGCCGGCGGUAAGAGGCGCGGUGUUGGGCUGCCUGGUAGCCGGCGGGGUUCUCCGCUAUUACCGAGAGCCGCGCUGGAAAUGUUUUCACCCGGCCGUGUACGCCAAAGAGACCGUGGAUGAUGACGCCCGUACUCCGGCAGUGUCGAUGCGCCGUUUGCGCUUCAACCAGUUUGCCUCUGUGAUUUAUGAGUUGGAGCCGUAUAUGACGCCCAGAGACUUCCUGUACUCCAUCCUGCUGGAGCAUGCAGAACAUAAACUGCACAAGAGGCACCUGACCAACAUGGAAAUGGAGAAGAUGCUGACAGUGGCAUCCAAAGCCAAGGCAGGAAGCAACCUGUUCAGAGGAAUUGGAGACAACGGGCUGAUCUCCUACACCGAAUACCUGUUCCUGCUGACCAUCCUCACCAAGCCACACACGGGAUUCAACAUCGCUUUCAAAAUGCUCGACAUCGACAGCAACGAGCAGGUGGACAAGAAAGAGUUUGAGAAGCUGAAGAAAAUCAUCAGUCAACGGAAGGUGGCUAAAGAUGUGGCAGAGACAGCAGGCUUGGAGGACGUCAGUGAGCCAAGCACCACGCUGCAAGCCUUCUUUUUUGGCCGUAAGGGACAAAAUAAACUGCAGUACAAAGAGUUUUGUAGGUUCAUGGUGGAUCUCCAGGCAGAGGUGCAGGAGAUGGAGUUUCUGCAGUUCUCCAAAGGCAUGGACACAAUGAGGAGGGAGGAUUUUGCUGAUUGGCUGCUGCACUACACCAAUGAAGAAAACAACACUGAGUACUUGGAGAACCUGAGGAAAAGAAUCCCGACAGGACAGAGCAUCAACUUUGAGGAAUUUAAAGCCUUCUGUCUCUUCACCAACAACCUGGAGGACUUCUCCAUUUCGGUGAAGAUGAUCUCCGAUGCUAACAGACCAAUUGGAAUGGCUCAGUUUAAGAGAGCCGUGAAAAUCGCCACCGGACAAGAGCUCUCUGAGAACAUCCUCGAUACGGUAUUCCAGAUCUUCGACCUAGACGGAGACAACUGUCUCAGCCACGAAGAGUUCAUCGCCGUGAUGAAGGACCGAAUGCUGCGAGGUCUCAGGGUUCAAUCUCAGCAGGGCGUGUCUGGUUUCUGGAAGUGUGUGAAGAAAGAAAUGCUAAAAGGAGCUCAGGAGGCUCUCAGCCGCAGCAGCAGUCCUUUCUGAAAGGAAAACGCACCUGUUCCAGGGGGCCUGUUUGGCCCCCGGAAUCGCACCACGGCACUCGGACCACUUUCUCAGCCGACAACAUCGGUGUUUUGUUUUUUUUGUUCAGUUCUAGUGUCACAAUUUCACCAUGUGUGUGUAUUUUCAUAUCAGCUUUACUUGAUGAUGAUGUUCUAAAGAAUGUGUGACUCCGACAUCGUAUGUGUCCAGUAUCACCAUGUAACACAGAACCAUUCAUCAGCAUGUCAAUAAUUUUCAUCCAGGAUGCUUUAAUCUUUGGAAAUUACUGACUGAAUAUCCAAAAGAAUUGAUAGGAAUUGUAUAAAAUGUUUACAGGGAACCAGCAUCUGCUACUACAUUGGGAUUCUAGUUUUGGGUAUAAUAAGUUUUAAAAAUACGAAAUCAAAUUAAAUAAAAAAAAAAAAAACAGUUUUGUAAAAAGCUAAGCUGAAAUGGUGAGUUUGGUUGUUUUGGGUGCUACAGGGUGAAUCUUUAAAACACUUUUUACUUUAUUAUUAAUAACCAUCCAGGUUCAAAGCUUUAAUGUAAUAUGUAUCAUUUAUAUAACAAUUUAUAAAAAGAAAUUGUUUAGUUUUAUUAGUUUGGUGACAGAUAUUGUCUUUUGUUUUGUGAAUUACACUGUUCAUAUUUUGGUACUUUAAUACUCCUAGAUUUUGGGUUCUUUAGUCUGAUUUCUGCAUCUGAGUCUGAUUGACCUGUUUGGUUUUGGUUCACAGUUUGGUUUGGUGUGUAUUCUCAGUGCCUGUGCAUUAACCACAAGCUUCAAGAACAUGAGGAACGUGGGAAAAAGUUAAAACCACACAAGAAUGUUAAACUCAUUCAGCACAAUGCAAAAUAAUUAUAAAGCUUCUAGUUUCAAAUAUUUUUGUUUUUCAAAGCACCUUUUUACGUCCUGCCAAUUUUAACGUACAGAACAAUGUGGUCCAUGACCCAAAUAUUUGGGUUACCUCCUGUAUUUGGGCAGAUUUAGGAUCGAAUUGAUUUCUUGCUGCAGUGAAAUCAUGCGAGUUUGGUUUGAGCCAUACUGAGACCAGCAUACGGAGAUGAUCUUGUGUUUGGAGCGUGAUUGCUGCAUGUCCUCAUCUGGAGGAAAAAAAUUGCACCAUAAAAGAAAAUGCACCAGGAAUGGAUUCAGACGGACUGAACGCUGCGUAUGUGCAGAUAUUUUUAUUGCUUUUUUUGUGUUUUGUUAAUGACACUAAUCUGAUGUAAAUUUGAGCAAAGCCCUAUUUACUCUGAUUUCCUUGUUUAAAGUAAAACUAAUGAAAUAAAUAAAUCAAUUAAAAUAUAAA
Molecule: messenger RNA, 2617 nt
Organism: Silurus meridionalis
Lineage: Eukaryota; Metazoa; Chordata; Actinopteri; Siluriformes; Siluridae
Gene: micu2
Product: mitochondrial calcium uptake 2
Exons: 12
Coding region: 42-1304 (420 amino acids)
Biological process (GO): mitochondrial calcium ion homeostasis; calcium import into the mitochondrion
Cellular component (GO): uniplex complex
Molecular function (GO): calcium ion binding
Source: RefSeq, a predicted model, not a curated record